CGACAUCUUAUUAGGGUGUUGUGUUUCGCACUCUUAUCCUUUUACAAACAUCAACUCAACUCAACUCAAUUUCAUCGUCUCUGUGAUCCCGAACCUCAACAAAUGCUUCUUCAAACGAGGCACCUCGGUGCCCCACUGGUAACACUCACACCCACAGCGAAAACCACCACCAGAAAAUUCUCAUGGUACCGUCCAAUCUCAAUCGGGGCACCGAAAUGCUCGGUUUCUUCGACCCAAUUGGAAAUGGAGUUGAGUAGCAGUAACACUACAAAACCGUUUCCAGCAGAAGUUUCAAGGACGAUAAUGGAGCUCGCGAGAGUCGGCACGCUUUCCACGUUGACCCAUGAGGGUUGGCCUCUUGGUAUUGGUGUCCGAUUCGCUGUUGACCCAGAAGAAGGCACCCCUUUCUUCUGCUUCAAUCACAAUGUCAUUUCCAACAACAAUGACAACACCCCAUCUUCUCUUCAUGUUCAGUUUAUACAGUGUGGAUUGCGUACCCCUCAGUGUACACUUCAAGGAACCCUUACCAAACCGCAGGAUCAAAUCAAAGCCAAGAGGCUUGUUUCUUUAUGGGGGAAGAGGUUUGGAGAAGAGGUUGAUGAAGAUUCUGUGUAUAUUAUUGCUGUGGAUAGGGUGCUGCACUUGGAUGAUUUUCAGGAGAGUGGUGUGUGGGUCACUUCUUUAGACUACAAAAAUGCUCAACCGGAUCCUCUUCGAGAGUUUGCGGAGGAAUUAGUCACUGAAAUUAACACUAACAACAUGGAAGACGUCACUCGCUUUUGCAAUGUCUAUGUUGAUCUGGAUUUCCCGGUCUCGCAAGCAAAGAUGGUAUGGGUAGAUCGGUUGGGCUUCGAUAUGCGUCUGUCUUGCCCUCUCCAAGGUACAUUUGAGGCUCGCAUUCCUUUCCCUAGAGAAGUGACCGAUGAAAAAGGUGCUAAGUCGUCAUUCAAUUGUAUGUCACAACUGGCUUGGGAGGUUGAAAAAAACUUCCAUCCUCCAGACUUUCAGAAGGUUAAACAAUUGAAGCAAGUAAAGUCCUGAUGCAAAAGUUGUCUUCUGUUUUUGUUCUCGAUCGUUGUGAAAUAUGCAUCCUUGGUAGAGCCUUGUAAUUCUUCAAGAAUUUCACAAUGUCUGUUGUGUUUGUAUUCUGUGAUGAUUCGUUUGGGGCUUGAUGUUUAGAUCAUUGUGAAAACUGAGCAUGAUGUAGUUUUGCACGUUAAGUCUUGGCAUUUUGUUUAGCAGGGCUUAUGUAUAUUGAACUUUCUUUUGAAAGAAAUGAGUUGAUGACAACAGGAUAUUGAUCUGCC
Lotus japonicus is the source of this 1307-nucleotide messenger RNA. Its product is annotated as glutamyl-tRNA reductase-binding protein, chloroplastic. Bases 103 to 1041 code for a protein of 312 amino acids. The transcript has 5 exons. The record is from RefSeq and is a predicted model, not a curated record. Gene Ontology annotation, cellular component: chloroplast. Lineage: Eukaryota; Viridiplantae; Streptophyta; Magnoliopsida; Fabales; Fabaceae.